This is a messenger RNA of Pipistrellus nathusii (Nathusius's pipistrelle), 867 nucleotides long. Lineage: Eukaryota; Metazoa; Chordata; Mammalia; Chiroptera; Vespertilionidae. The record is from the annotation of a GenBank genome assembly.
AUGGAAGGUGUCUCAGGAGACUACAGCAAACGAGUGUAUCAAGGCGUGAGAGUGAAGCACACAGUCAAAGAUCUGCUGGCAGAAAAACGAUCCAAGCAGACAAGUAACUCAAGAUUCAGUGGCAGCGUCGGCUCCUCUCCGUCUCCAUUUGCCCAGGUGCCAGGGUCACCGGUCAUGUCAGGCUACUACGGCGUCCGGAGGUCCUUCCUGUCUGACUCGGACUUCCACGGCACCAAACAGUUUGCAAACGAUGUGUGCGCCGCCAGCGUGGCCAGGCCCUUUCCCUGCGAGCCCUCCUCUGCCGGGCAGAGCCACCCCACCCUUCUGGACUCCUAUUUCCCGGAGCCCUACGGGGACCACCGCCCGCAGGCCCUGACCCCCAGCGCUGGCCCACUGUUCGGGUCCUCGGCCCUGCCACCGCUGCUGCCACCACCCCUCCCCAGCGACCCCACACACUUCGUGUUGAGAGACUCCUGGGAACAGACAGUGCAGGAUGGCCUCAGCCAGCUCGACUCUGUGCCCACCGACACCCUGCAGACCUUGCCACCCAGCACGAGUUGCCUCUCCCAACUGGAGUCGGGGAGCACUGCCCAGCACCGGAGCUCAGGCUGGGGAUCUCCCCUGCCUGGGGCUCAGUCUUAUUCGUUGCAUGCCUUGGAGGAUCUGUACCACACACCAGGAUACCCCACCCCGCCCCCAUAUCCCUUCGCCCCCUUCACCACAGUGUCCAACGACCUGCCCCCCAAGGCAAUGUCCCUCUCCCCAGAAGAGGGGUCAGAUGCCUCUGCCCUUCAGGACCCUUCUCCGUGGGCCAAAGAAGACGGGGGCAUGGUGUGGGGGUCGUACGAGUGCCGCCGAGCCUACUGA